AUGUCUAGAGAAGUGGCAUCUGAACCUCUCAGAAGAGUAACGCAUUUCAUUUUGAACUUUUACGGACCCUCUUGGUUCAAAAUUAAAUCAAAUUCUUCUUGCCGAAAUGGUGCUAACAACUUCUUUUACUUAGUUCAGUUGUUUCGGGAACUUGAUGCCUUAGAUCAGGCUGUGGUUCGUCCUGUUCUCAAAAAUAACUGCUACUUUGCGCAUGCUGAAAACAUUCUUUUAGCUGCAUUUAGUGAUAGUGAUAUGGAAAUUUGUCGUUUUUCAGUAGAACAAAUAAUAAGAGCAAGAGAGAAGCAGACUAAUAGUAACAUACCGGUUCGCGUCUUUGAUAAGAAGGAUAUAACAUUAAAUCUGGCUGCGACAUCGUUCAUUAACAUGAUUGACUGGGACCAGAGAAAUGUUACGUCUCCUCCGAUGCUAUCACACCUUUCAAAUGAUCAACUUACUUACACACAUCCAAUACUACUGCCCGAUGUUCCAUGUCAUUCACAGGCAGUAGAGAGAACAAUUAAAGACGUUAGCGCUGCCAGCUGUAAAGUUUAUGGGAGAAAGUCCCGUCAUGGCAUGGUGUUACAGAGUAAGAAAUCCAGAUUAGAGAUACCAAUAAUAGACAGCAAGAAAGAUUUUAUUAACAGUUAG
Helobdella robusta is the source of this 648-nucleotide messenger RNA. RefSeq lists its product as hypothetical. The transcript has a single exon. The record is from RefSeq and is a predicted model, not a curated record. NCBI's taxonomy places the organism in Eukaryota, Metazoa, Annelida, Clitellata, Rhynchobdellida, Glossiphoniidae. Bases 1 to 648 code for a protein of 215 amino acids.